AUGCGUGACUACUUCAAGUUCGAUGUGAAUUUUGUCAUGAAUAUCACGGACGUGGAUGACAAGAUUAUCCUUAGAGCCCGACAGCAACACUUGUUCACGGAGUUCACCUCUGAGCACCCUACAAUCGGUGCCGACGUGUUGGACAUUGCUAAGAAAGCAUAUACCGCAUACCUCAAGAAGAACCUGACAUUGCUGAGCCCAGAUCUGCCUGCGUCUCAAUAUAAGGGUGAAGUAGAAAAGACCUACGCCACUGUGCUAAAUGGAGGGCCCUUGCCGGGCAAUGAGAAGGCCGGUGACGAUGAAGCGAAGGUCAAAAUGCACAUCAAGACUGUUGCAUCGGCAGCAAAGGUGAUUGCGGAGGCGGAACGCUCGGGCGAGCAGCCUACGGGCUUCGCGGAGAAGUUCUACACGGAAGCUCAAGAUCUCCUUUUACCGUACCUAGACACAUUGAAAGGGGCAUCGAUCAAUGCAGACGACCAUGGCAUAUUCACCAAGUUAACUAAGAGAUAUGAAGAGCGGUUCAUGAAGGAUAUGCGGGAUCUGAACGUCCUUGAUCCCACCGAAAUUACUCGAGUCACUGAGUAUGGUGCAGAGAUUGCUGAUUUCGUGGAGAAAAUCGUGCAGAAUAACUUUGGCUACGUUACGGACGAUGGCUCUGUCUACUUUGAUAUUAACGCUUUCGAGGCGGCUGGCCACCCGUACGCCCGGCUGGAACCCUGGAACCGUUCGGAUAGCAAGCUGUUGGCUGAAGGAGAAGGCUCGUUGACAAAGAAAGCAACAGAUAAACGAUCUGCGUCUGAUUUCGCCCUUUGGAAGGCUUCGAAGCCUGGUGAGCCCAGCUGGGCAAGCUCCUGGGGUCGGGGAAGACCCGGAUGGCAUAUUGAAUGCUCUGCCAUGGCUUCCGCACGAUUGGGCAAGCAGAUGGACAUCCAUUCGGGUGGUGUCGACCUUGCGUUCCCUCACCAUGACAACGAACUUGCGCAAAGCGAGGCUUACUGGGCAGACAGCCAUAGCCACUCACACGACGACCAAUGGGUUAACUAUUUCUUCCACAUGGGACACCUGUCUAUCCAAGGAUCUAAGAUGUCUAAAUCUCUUAAGAAUUUCACUACCAUCCGUGAGGCUUUAGAAAGGAAGGAGUGGACCCCACGGAGCUUGAGAAUCGUGUUCCUACUGGGCGGCUGGAAGGAUGGCGUUGAAAUCACCGAUGACCUUGUCAGCGCAGGUGGUUCAUGGGAGGAGAAGGUGAACAAUUUCUUCAUCAAGGUUAAAGACCCUGCUGCCCUGCAAGGUUCCGGCGCGGAUGAUACUCUCGCCACUGCUUUGGCAGAUGCCCAAAAGGCUGUCUAUGAGCACCUGUGCGACUCGUUCAACACCCCGGGAGCCAUGUAUGCCAUCUCCGAGCUUAUCACGAAAUACAACAGCACCGACAAGUCGACUGUGAACCCCAAGGAUGUUGAGUCUGUGGCCCGGUGGAUAACCUCCAUGGUCAAUAUUUUCGGCCUUAACGGCAACGCUGCUGCCGACAGCCAAGAGAUUGGAUGGUCUGGCAUUGACGUCCCGGAAGAGGCCAAGCCUUUCCUUCACCCACUGUCCUCCAUGCGUGACACUCUGCGACAAGCCGCACGGGCGAAGGAAGGAAUUAACGCCAAGACCAUUGCUGAGAUCGUCGAGCGUGAAGCUCUUCCUGAGGAAGAAGUUACAGAGUCUACGAAACCAUAUGCUGAUGUCUUGAGCAAUUUCCGCAACAAACUGUCGUCACUUGAGGAAUCGAGUAACAUUAGCAAGGAGGUUUUGGCACUCUGCGAUCGUGUUCGCGAUAUCGAUUUGUUCGAAGUCGGUGUGUAUCUUGAAGACCGAGACAACUUGCCCGCACUCGUUCGCCCGGUGACUCGCGAGUUGAUCCAAGCUCGGGAAGAGAAGGCCAAGCGGGCGCAGCAAAAGCAGCUCGAAAAGGAGAAGAAGGAAAAGGAGGCUUUGGAAAGGCUGCAGAAGGGCAAGCUCAGCCACCUGGAGAUGUUCCGGACAAACGAGUAUAGUGCGUGGGAUGACGAGGGUCUCCCCACUCGCGAUGCGGCCGGCGAGGAGAUCGCUAAGAGCCGGGCUAAGAAGCUUCGGAAAGACUGGGAGAGACAGAAGAAGCUGCACGAGCAGUGGCUGGCUAGCCAAAUGGGAGCAAAAUAA
Messenger RNA from Aspergillus pseudonomiae, 2184 nucleotides. RefSeq names its product cysteine--tRNA ligase. Gene Ontology annotation, biological process: cysteinyl-tRNA aminoacylation. Gene Ontology annotation, cellular component: cytoplasm. The coding region runs from base 1 to 2184 and encodes 727 amino acids. The record is from RefSeq and is a predicted model, not a curated record. The transcript is spliced from 2 exons. Gene Ontology annotation, molecular function: ATP binding; cysteine-tRNA ligase activity. NCBI's taxonomy places the organism in Eukaryota, Fungi, Ascomycota, Eurotiomycetes, Eurotiales, Aspergillaceae.